AUGGCUGAGUUCAAGGCAGAGAGUCUGUUUUCUAUUCCCGGAAGAACUGCCGUUAUCACAGGUGGAGGUAGCGGAUUGGGUCGCAUCUGUGCCAAAACAUUCUUCUCUAAUGGGGCCAAUGUCACGAUCAUUGAUCGUGAAGCUUCCCGACUCGAAUCAGUGAAAGAGGAGCUCGAACAAAUCCGCAAGCAACUAUCAGUCAAAGGCGAAAUCAAGACUAUAUGUGGCGAGCUUGGCGAGAAGUCCUCGCUACAAGUAAUCGUUGCAAAAGUACGUGAGACGCAUACCGAAAUUGAUAUUGUCGUACACUGUGCUGGAAUCCGAAAACAAAACAAGAUUGCGUACAAUACUGGAGAACCGCUUGAAAAGCUGUUCGCAGCCACAAACUCUUUGCUUUACGAAGAUAUUGAGCUCUCUUUCAGAAUCAAUGUCCUAUCACAAUAUUUCUUGACUUCGGGUUUGGUUGACUACUUGGGCGCAGCGGCCAAAAAGGGUGGCGGCAGGGGAUGUGUCAUCUGCUUCAGCAGCGUGGCCAGCAAACAUAAUGGUCAAUUUGUGCCGGCAUACCAAACUACCAAAGCGGCAGUCGAUCACUUGGUGAAAAUUAUGGCAGCCGAGUUCGCCGAAUUUUACAUUCGCGUCAAUGCCAUCUCUCCGGGUCUUUUCCCAUCAGCCCUCAAUCCGUCUGACCCCAACCACCCGGAGUCUAAUAUGCGAUUUGCAAAGGAUAUGCCCGCGCGCCGAGCCGGUACCGAGCAAGAAAUGGCUGGUACUGCUUUGUACCUUGCCUCUCCCGCUGGCGCAUAUAUGACUGGUGACAAUAUGCAUGUUGAUGGUGGCCGUUUGUUGGUGGCCGCUGCUAAGAUAUCGAAGUUGUAA
Talaromyces amestolkiae is the source of this 879-nucleotide messenger RNA. RefSeq lists its product as uncharacterized. The record is from RefSeq and is a predicted model, not a curated record. The transcript is spliced from 3 exons. Lineage: Eukaryota; Fungi; Ascomycota; Eurotiomycetes; Eurotiales; Trichocomaceae. The coding region runs from base 1 to 879 and encodes 292 amino acids.